AUGGGUGAUUCCACGGAAGUUGCUCGGUUCAUUGUCCAAAAUGGACCAGAUAAUGUACUGAGCAAGGUUCAGACAGCACGUUUCGGUAGAUUAAUGACGGCCGACAGGUUUGAGAUAGAAGGCUUUCGUUCGAUCACAAAUCUUGUCGAAGAAUAUCUGAGAGGAAGCAAAACUCAGCCUCUCUCUAUUGGCGUAUUCGGACGCCCAGGCUCCGGAAAGUCAUUCGCAGUGACUGAAGUGAUCAAGGAAGCAUCUCAUAUGGCUCCAAUAGAGAAAGUGGUUUUUAAUGUCUCCCAAUUUAAUCAGUAUUCUGAUUUGCUAUCUGCAUUUCAGUCAAUCAGGGAUGUGUCACUCUCUGGAGCAAUUCCAAUGGCUUUGUUUGAUGAGUUUGAUGCUUCUUUUGUUUCUACAAAACUUGGCUGGCUGCGCUACUUCCUGGCGCCAAUGCAAGACGGCAAGUUCUCUGACCACGGUCAGAUGCACCGACUCGGUCGUUCCAUUUUCGUCUUUAUCGGAGGCACUUCCCCAACCCUUGAGGAUUUUGUGAAAUCAAGCAGAUCUCUGAGCGUACAAGGAGAGCACAAGAACAAUGACGGGAAAGGGGAUUUGGAGCCUCAAGAGUUUCACUCACCGCAUGGUAGAAAAAAAGAAGAUUUCGUUGCUGUCAAAGGGCCUGAUUUUGUGAGUCGACUGCGAGGAUACGUCAACAUCCAAGGGCCAGACAAGAUUGAUGAUAAUGAUCGAAUGUACUCCAUAAGACGUGCGAUUCUACUCCGGGCGCUAUUGGAGGAGCGCAUGCACAUGUCCAACAAUCACCUUGAAGUGGAUGACUCUGUUCUCUCAGGGCUCCUUAAGGUCCCCAAGUUUGUCCAUGGCUCUAGGUCUUUGGAAGCAAUACUUGCCAUGAGCAGAGUGUCAGGAUGUAGGGUGUUUGAACGUGCAGCGUUACCAUCAGAAACACAACUCAGCUUGCAUGUCGAUGCAACAGAAUUUAUGAAACUCUUACAAGAAACAGAAGGUUUGGAGGGCAACUUAAAGGAGAAGAUCUCAGAUGCAAUUGGGGAAAAACUGGUAUCACUUGUGGGGCAGAAUGCCUCAGAUGCUGAGAAAUCAAUCUUGGAUUCGUAUGAUCCCAACUCUGCAGCAGAUGAUAUCCCUCAUAAGCUACGUUCUAUCAGCUGCUACAUGGCACCGAAACCACCCAAGUCCACAGAGCCGCGACUGUCAAACACCCAAUUACUGGCUUCAGAAGAUGGAGUUGAUGGACUAAUUCGGCUUGGUGUCAAGGAAAGGGAUAUUGAGGAACUAGCCAAGCUAGAUUAUGAACGCUAUGUUACGGAAAACUUGAACAAUUACCAGGAAGGAAGAAACACAACUAAUAUCAUCGAUGCGCCGAAUACAUGGGACACCAGACACGAGAAUACAAAAAUGAUAUUUAGGAAGUUGGUCUCAUCUAUUCCAGAAGUUCUGAGAAAGUGCAAUCAUUGGGUCUAUCGUCUCGAGGAAGGGGCGCCCAUAUCAUCUAACAUCGCGCCCAGUCAUUCCACAAACCUGCAACAUCUCAUAUAA
Molecule: messenger RNA, 1569 nt
Organism: Aspergillus udagawae
Lineage: Eukaryota; Fungi; Ascomycota; Eurotiomycetes; Eurotiales; Aspergillaceae
Exons: 1
Coding region: 1-1569 (522 amino acids)
Source: RefSeq, a predicted model, not a curated record